This is a messenger RNA of Rosa rugosa (rugosa rose), 1232 nucleotides long. RefSeq names its product probable WRKY transcription factor 70. The transcript is spliced from 3 exons. The coding region runs from base 106 to 1074 and encodes 322 amino acids. The record is from RefSeq and is a predicted model, not a curated record. Gene Ontology annotation, biological process: regulation of DNA-templated transcription. NCBI's taxonomy places the organism in Eukaryota, Viridiplantae, Streptophyta, Magnoliopsida, Rosales, Rosaceae. Gene Ontology annotation, molecular function: DNA-binding transcription factor activity; sequence-specific DNA binding.
ACUCUUGACUCCAUUAAUCUAAACCACACACAGAGAGACUCAUAUACCGUACGACACUUAUUUUUCCACAUAUAAAGACAUUGAACACUCGGAAGCUUAUCGAAGAUGGAGUGGACUUGGCUGGAGAGUGUGUCGUCGAACCGGCAGAGGGUCGUGGAGGAGUUGGUUCAAGGUCGGGAGAUGGUGAAUCAGCUUCAGAGGUGUCUUAGUGGUGACGUCAGAUCGGCGGAGGGUCUUGUUACGAAGAUCUUGGGGUCGUUCACAAACACCCUUCGUAUCUUGAAUGGGAGUGAAGAGGCUAAAGAGGAGCUCAUCUCUCAGAUUCAAGCCAAUAGUCCUACUAGUACUGUUACUGCUGCUGCUGGUGCCGAUUCAUCGUCUUGGGAUGCUCUUGAUGAUGCUGUUAAGUCCGAGGAUUCGAAUGAAGAGAGUUACAAGAGUACCGAAACGUUCAAGGAUCGCAGAGGUUCAUACAAGAGAAGAAAAACUUCACAUUCAUGGACCAAAGACACUCUGGAUUUAGUGGACGAUGGUCAUGCAUGGAGGAAGUACGGACAAAAGAUGAUCCUGAAUACUAGACAUCCAAGGAACUACUUCAGGUGCACUCAUAAGUUUGAUCAAGGCUGCAAAGCAACCAAACAUGUGCAGAGGAUUAAAGAUGAACCCCAACUCUUUCGGACCACAUACUAUGGCAAUCACACAUGCACUGACUAUCUCAGAGCUCCUGAGCUCAUCUUAGAUUCUUCAAGUUCUCAAGACUCUCCCAAGAAUAUGAUCAGAUUCGACAACACCAACAACGACUUCACCCGCAAACAAGAACAUCCCUUUUUCUCAUCCUUCACAUCGAUCAAAAAUGAGAGCGUCAAGGAAGAAGAGAUGAUCACACCAAGUAAUGAUCAUGAUCAUGUGAUUCACCACAACCAACAAUUGUCGUCGUGUGACUAUCUCAUGUCGCCUGGUCUAGGAGUGUUUGAGUCGUCCGCAUCGACUAUCGCAUAUGAUCACGAGGAUGUGAUUUCUAGGAUAAUGGUGGGAUACUUUGACGAUGAAGUAGAUUUUCCAUAUGAAUUUUGAUGAGCAUGCACUUGUAUUUUUGUAAUUUGUCUUUUAGGAAAAGUCACAUUUUCAGUUUCUGUUGAAGUAAAAUUAGUUGCUUUCUCAGUGUAAAAUAUUUUGUAAACACUUGACGGAUCAUCCAGAAAUAGAAGCGACGAAUUAUUUUUUCUUGUUAA